AGAGGAUAUAGAGGUGGGUGAGGCGGGCAACCGCUCAGUUUAACAAGGGCCGUCUAUGAUGGCGUGUGUCGUCCUGGGUGUGGCUACGGCCCUGCUCCUCUCCCUCCCCUCAACACAAGCCCUUUACAAUGAGGAUGGAUUUUCGCCUAGGGCUCACAUUCCUUCGGACGCCUUGAACGACGAACUUCUGGAAGAUGGAGAUAUUUCCGUAUCUAAAAAAGAGGUGACGGACUGGCUACAUCAGAACCCACACACCUUAGGCAAGAAGCAUGAGAUUGAUAAAUUGCUUGAAAUACUUCGCUCUGAUGAAGCAGAUGAUUAUCUCAAAGGGAUUCUGAAGGAUCUGUUUCAUGAUCUGAGGAGGGAAAUCAUAGAGUCUGAUGAAUAUGAGGGUGAUAAGGAUGAUGAGGACCCUCAUAACCUGAAGAAUUUUGAAGCUACUACCGACUUGGGUGAUGCUGACAACGAUGCUGACUCGGACGAGGACUUGCUCAAACAACAUGUGGCAGACAUCAACUUUGAGUUAGACUGUCAAGAAGAACAGUGCAAUGAAACCUUCGUCGACGACGCUUCUGAUUUUCCAGCCAAUGGUCAAGAAAAGUUACUGAGCAGAAGCAAGAGAUCUCCAUCACGUGUACGAUCCAGCUCCAGGUCAAGUUCCCGAGGGUCUAGCGGUGGCUGGCUAAGUAGGAGUUCUAGAAGAAGGGAUUCGAGUAGUGGUUCCAGAUGGGGAUCGCGUACCAGUAGUAGUAGUAGUAGUAGUAGGAACACUCCAUCCAGCAGCUCCAGUGCAUCCAAACCUUCUACUGGAACAAGUGGGAGCAGCAGUACUGGGUCAUCAGGGUCAUCGUACGGCUGGAACACUGGAUCGUCUGGCGGAAGUUCGGCUUCACAACCUAAGGUUGGUACAGGUGCCGGCGUCGCCGCAGGAGCCGGAGCCGCUACAGGCACUGCCAGUGGCUCUAGUUACCCGCUAGGCAAUAAACCAGCAGGAGGGUACCCCACAGGUUCCCAGCCUUCUGGAGGAUAUCCAGGUGGUACUCAACCGGUUGGUGGCUAUCCCUCAGGAACAAAGCCUGUUGGAGGGUAUCCUACAGCAACUCAACCAGUUUCAGGAUAUCCAGGUGGUACUCAACCGGUUGGUGGCUAUCCCUCAGGAACAAAGCCUGUUGGAGGGUAUCCUACAGGAACUCAGCCAGUUUCAGGAUAUCCAGGUGGUACUCAACCGGUUGGUGGCUAUCCCUCAGGAACAAAGCCUGUUGGAGGGUAUCCUACAGGAACUCAACCAGUUUCAGGAUAUCCAGGUGGUACUCAACCGGUUGGUGGCUAUCCCUCAGGAACAAGACCCGCUGGAGGAUAUCCUACAGGAACUCAACCAGUUCCAGGAUAUCCAGGUGGUACUCAACCGGUUGGUGGCUAUCCCUCAGGAACAAGACCCGCUGGAGGAUAUCCUACAGGAACUCAACCAGUUCCAGGAUAUCCUGGUGGAACUCAUCCCGGUGGUUACCCUUCUGGAAAUCAACCUUUUGGUAGUUACCCAUCUGGAAAUCAGCCUUUCGGUCGCUAUCCCACUGGCAAUCAACCUCAUGGUUAUCCUACUUAUGGUCAACCGCACGCUGGUUAUCCUGGCUCAUAUCAACCAGUCGGUGGAUAUCCUUCAGCGGUGGGCCGACCUGGUGGCUUUCCCUCGCCAGGAAUGGUUGCCGGUGGCUUCGCUGCUGGAAGCAUGGCGGGUAGGGGCUUCGGCGGAUACCCAGUGGGCGGGUACCCCAUGCCACAGAAGAGGAAGAAAAGCAAGAAAGACAAGGCGAAAGACGUCGUUAAGACGGUAGUGGCCGGCAUCGUAGCCCACAAAGUUGCCAAAAAGAGCAAGUUCCUCGCUCCCGGGCAUCUGUCAAGCUACGGCCACGGUUAUGGAGGUCUGGGAGGCAAGAUGGCCGCCGGCGGCCUGGCGGGCGCCGCUGGAGGAAAGGCUCUGAAAAUCGGGAAGAAGCUUCUAGGAGCUUACGUCAAGAUCCAGAUAGCCAAAUAUGCUCUCAAGUUUGGUGCGGAAGUAGCCAAGGCCUACUUUUUGCAUAAAAUGGGCCUAGACCUGGACGAGUACAUGAUUGGGAAGUUCGUCCAUCGCUACCACCAGUACAGGGUGAGAGGAGACUCCCGCUGGCGGUACUACCACCACCAUGGCAGCAAUAAACUGGACUCCGCUCAGGACACUAUCACACUCGGAGAGUUCUGUCAUCGGCCGUGCGUGGAGGGCGACUCUCGCAUCUGUCAGUUCAACUUUGACGUUCACCUCUACCAAACUAUGUCCAGGGCGUGCUAUGACUGUCCUCGGAACCUGACGGACUGUGAUCGACCAGACUGUGUCGCCGCUGACGGCAUCCGUAGGAUGGUCGUCACUGUCAACAAGCUUAUCCCGGGUCCUGCCAUACAGGUGUGUGUUGGGGACAAGGUGGUGGUGGACGUGAUGAACAACCUGCCCUCGACGGCCCUGGCCCUUCACUGGCACGGGCUGACCAUGGGGCCCUCCAUGGCCCUGCCCAAUGGCCGCCCGACGCCCUACAUGGAUGGCACUCCCGGUGUCACCCAGUGCCCCAUAUCCCCGGGCUCGGGCUUCAGAUACACCUUCUUUGCCUCUGAUCCUGGCACGCACUUCUGGCACGCCCAGGCUGGUCUGGAGCGAGGUGAUGGGGUGUUCGGCCCCCUCGUCGUCCACCAGCCCAUCACCAAGGACCCCAAGCAGAUGCUCUCGGAACACCUCCUCACCAUCAACGACUGGUCCCACAAGUCAACACAAGCACAAUACGCCAACAAGAACAGUGAAGGAGGAGACCCCAAGCCCGACGUCUUGCUCAUUAACGGAAGAGGACCUCAACAGCACCAGUGGGCAGGCGCCGGCUCCGACGGCCCGCCCCGCGUUUCCUACUCAAGAUUCAUGGUAGAAAAAGGCACCCGCUACCGUCUGAGGGUCAUCAACGCCGCCAGCACUAACUGUCCGGUGACGGUCACUCUUGACAAGCAUGACCUCAUACUCUUGGCUGCUGACGGUGCCUCCGUCUCUCCCGUCAACGUCUCAGCCAUACUUCUUCAUCCAGGUGAGCGCUACGACGCAAUGUUCUCAGCUGAGCAGGACCCGGAUGCCUCAGGAGGGACGUACUGGUUGAGGGUGACCGGGGGCGGCCACUGCUCGGGGCUCCAGCAGUUCGCUGCCCUUCAGUAUCUUCCCUCCAACUACACCCUCUACCAGCCUCUGCCGCCCAUCCCGCCCACGCCCACGCCCGCCACCAAUCCCUCGCCCGGAGCUGAGGAGUUCAGUGGUAAGUGUGGCAGCGAGGGUCAGCGGUGCCUGGCGGCCCUCCGGGCACAAGUGCCACUCCCAGAGAAGAUCCUGAACCUGAAGGCCACCUUCACCUUCUACCUGGCCUUCUCCUCCAAGAGCGUCCACAACCAGAACUUCUACUCCUUACUCUACUAUAACAUCUACGAUGAGAGCGAGGAGAAGCGAGUCAAGACCCCGCAGAUCAACCACCUCACCUUCCGCCCGCCUCCCAAGCCUCUGCUCGUGAACAGAAAGCCGCUCCGGUCGGAGAACUGCAACGCUGAUGCGGUGCGCCGAGGGCAGUGUAACGCAGACUUCUGCGAGUGUAUCCACUCUCUAGACGUGCCCCUCGGGGCUGUCGUCGAUCUCGUCCUUAUUGGCGAAGGCCCGACCAAUGGUACCCCAUACCCGGUCCACCUUCACGGGUACAAGUUCUGGGUACUGAGCCACGUGGAUGCCUCCAGGGUACCCGAGGUCUCAGAGGUUCCUAGCAGCGUCAAUGCGACCUCACCUUCGUCAGACAAUAAUACCAUAGUCGUCGAGGGCGCCUUGGAAGCUCUGACCGCCGGGUUGAAGAGCGAGUUCCUCACCAGGGAGAAGGUGAUGCAGUUGGAGAAGGAAGGGAAGUUGGUGAGAUCAAUGGAGGAUCCAGUCAUAAAGGACUCGGUCGCCAUACCCCCUGGAGGCUACACUAUUGUAAGAAUCGCCGCAGAAAACGCAGGUGUGUGGGCGCUGGAGAGCCAGGUGUUGAUGGACGCCCAGGCGGGCAUGGCCCUCGUCCUGCAGGUGGGCACCGCCAGCGACCUGCCCAAGACUCCCCCGAUUGAUUUCCCAACCUGCUGAGACUCCACAAAAGAGUUGGGCUCGUUACCCCCCAUCGAGUUGUAGUGCCAGCACCAUACACAACACCGUCACAACACCGUCACAACACCAUACCCAACACGUCCACCAACAACACCAGAAUCUCACAACACCUUCACACUCGCCAUAAGACACAUAACAGCCUCUCAACAACAGCCUACAACAACACAAAUUCCCCGCCACACACUCUGUAUAACCAAAAUAACCUCUUAUUCUUAACCUAACCUUAUAUACGUAUCCUUUACAUAACCAUUCUAUUUUUAUGACAUUAUUUAUGCUAUGACUUAAGAAAUAACUGAACGUGUCAUCCAAAGUGAAUAUUUUAGUCGUGUGUGGAACUCUGCGUUCGUGCGUCAACGAUCCGACUGGCAGGAAUCCGACUUCACACAGGAUAUUAGGCUAUUGUGUAUUUAGUAUAGAUGGCUUGUAUUUUUUGUAUUUAAUAUCGUUGUAUGUUGCGAAUGACGUUGUAGAACUAAAGUAGCAAAACAUGAAGAACUAAAGUAGCAAAAACAUGAAGGAAUUAAAUGG
Molecule: messenger RNA, 4711 nt
Organism: Procambarus clarkii (red swamp crayfish)
Lineage: Eukaryota; Metazoa; Arthropoda; Malacostraca; Decapoda; Cambaridae
Molecular function (GO): copper ion binding; oxidoreductase activity
Source: RefSeq, a predicted model, not a curated record